Messenger RNA from Centrocercus urophasianus (Greater sage-grouse), 1825 nucleotides. RefSeq names its product pantothenate kinase 2 (gene PANK2). Gene Ontology annotation, biological process: coenzyme A biosynthetic process. Gene Ontology annotation, cellular component: nucleus; cytosol. Gene Ontology annotation, molecular function: ATP binding; pantothenate kinase activity. NCBI's taxonomy places the organism in Eukaryota, Metazoa, Chordata, Aves, Galliformes, Phasianidae. The coding region runs from base 1 to 1275 and encodes 424 amino acids. The record is from RefSeq and is a predicted model, not a curated record. The transcript has 7 exons.
AUGGAGCCGCGGCGCAACGGCGGCGGCGCGGAUGAGAAACCUCGGAGGCGGGAAGCGGAAGCGGGGAAGCCGCGGCAAUGGAGCGGCGGCGGGACGGGCGCUGGAAGCGCGGCGGCGGGACCGGAGCACUGCGAGAGGCGCGGCGCAGCCUGCGGCCUUCGGCGGGACUCGGUCCGCAAGAACCGCCCGCUCUUCCCUUGGUUUGGCCUGGACAUCGGUGGGACCUUGGUCAAACUUGUUUAUUUUGAACCAAAGGACAUCACUGCCGAAGAGGAGGACGAAGAAGUGGAAAACCUCAAAAACAUCCGCAAGUACCUGACGUCAAACGUGGCCUACGGAUCCACAGGCAUUCGGGAUGUGCACCUUGAACUAAAGGACCUUUCCCUGUGUGGACGUAAAGGCAAUCUGCACUUUAUACGCUUUCCUACCCAUGACAUGCCUGCUUUUAUUCAAAUGGGAAGCGAAAAGCACUUCUCGAGCCUCCAUACUACCUUAUGUGCCACGGGAGGUGGAGCGUACAAAUUUGAGCAGGACUUUCUCACAAUGGGUGACCUUCAGCUUCAUAAGCUGGAUGAGCUCGACUGCCUUAUUAAAGGAGUCAUGUACAUCGAUUCCGUUGGGUUCAACGGCCGUUCAGAGUGCUACUAUUUCCAACACCCGACCGACACCGAACGCUGUCAGAAGCUCCCGUUCACUUUGAGGAAUCCAUACCCUCUCCUUCUGGUGAACAUUGGCUCAGGGGUCAGCAUUUUGGCUGUGUAUUCAAAGGAAAACUACAGACGGGUGACGGGCACCAGUCUCGGAGGGGGAACCUUCUUUGGGCUCUGCUGCCUUCUCACGGGUUGCUCCACCUUUGAGGAGGCCAUGGAGAUGGCAUCCCGUGGGGACAGCACCAAAGUGGACAAGUUGGUGAGGGACAUUUAUGGAGGAGACUACGAGCGGUUCGGGCUGCCAGGCUGGGCCGUAGCAUCCAGUUUUGGAAACAUGAUGAGCAAGGAGAAGAGGGAAUCUGUGAGCAAAGAGGACCUGGCCAAGGCCACCUUGAUAACCAUCACCAACAACAUCGGCUCCAUCGCGCGGAUGUGUGCGCUCAAUGAGAACAUCGACCGGGUCGUCUUCAUCGGCAAUUUCCUCCGGAUCAACACCAUCUCCAUGAAGCUUCUGGCCUAUGCUUUGGAUUACUGGUCGAAGGGACAGCUGAAAGCACUGUUCUUGGAACAUGAGGGUUACUUUGGUGCAGUUGGUGCUCUGCUGGAGCUCCUGGACUCAGCCUGAUCCAACCAGGUUCCAUACGUUCGAGCAAUGAAGUCACAGUGCCCACAUGAAGCUUUAAAGCACUUUCAUCAAUGCCUCUGAGUGCUAUAUGUCUGUUUAGUUCCCACAUUACAGGUGUCAGCUGCAAGGUUCUGUGUUCUGCAGAUGAAAGAUGUCACAUUCUCAUUCUCCUACAAAUCUGUGGAGGGGUGAGAACUGCAGCACAUAACACCAUAAGGACCAUUCCUGUUCCCUCCAGACCCCACAGUGCUCUGCUGGACACAGUCAUGCUAUCAGCAGGGCUGCAUAGAACGAUACCAAAGAGUUUACUGUUUCUUUCAGUCAAGUAUUUGGGAUUUUUUCUGUAAUGCUUCAUUCAGUGCUUACAUACUAAAGUAGUUUGGGGGGUGAAGCUGCACUUCCCAUAUAUAUAGCAGUUGUUCUUUUGUUUCCUUCUUGCACACAGCCUGAAUUAGGCUGUGCACUUUGCAACCUCUGAGGAUGCUCUGCUCUCAGGACACGGAUUUGGAAGUAGCACGCUGCUUCCUCAAUAAACGAUCAGAACAACAGA